AAAUUCCAUUCCUUCCAAGUUCCAAUCAUGCUUGCUUCCUGCUAACCGUAUCAAAUUCCACAAUUCAAGAAAGUGAAAAUCCUCGCAACACAUUUCUUUCUCUCCAACCUCCCGCCAAUUGAAUUUCAUUUCCCUCCUUCAAUUCCCAAACCCUAACCCCCUUUCUUCCCCAAAUCACCCCACCUAGGGUUUCACUUCAACCAUGCCUUCGAUACUCUCUCCUGGCAAAAUCCACAAACUCCAGAUCGAGAAUUUCAAAUCCUACAAGGGUUUCCAAGAUAUCGGUCCUUUCUAUGAUUUCACCGCCAUUAUUGGACCUAACGGUUCCGGCAAGUCCAACCUUAUGGACGCUAUUAGCUUCGUUCUUGGCGUCAGAACCGGCCAACUCCGUGGUGCUCAACUCAAAGAUCUCAUCUAUGCAUUCGAUGAUCGAGAUAAAGAACAGAAAGGAAGAAGAGCUUUCGUUCGUUUGAUUUAUCGACUUGCGAAUGAUUCUGAGCUCAAAUUCACUAGAACCAUUACUUCUGCCGGAGCAAGUGAGUAUCGUAUUGAUGAUAGUGUUGUUACUUGGGAUGUUUAUAAUGCUAAACUCAAAUCGUUAGGUAUUCUUGUUAAGGCUCGCAAUUUCUUAGUCUUUCAGGGUGAUGUGGAAUCUAUUGCGUCCAAGAACCCGAAGGAGCUUACUGGACUUAUUGAGCAGAUAUCUGGAUCUGAUGAACUUAAGAGAGACUAUGAGCAGUUUGAAGAAGAAAAAGCUACUGCUGAGGAGAAAUCGGCACUUGUUUAUCAGAAGAAAAAGACAAUGGUUAUGGAGAGAAAGCAGAAGAAAGAACAGAAGGAAGAGGCAGAGAAACAUCUUCGACUGCAAGAUCAAUUGAAAUCUAUGAAGAAGGAACAUUUCUUGUGGCAGUUGUACAAUAUAGAAAAUGAUAUUGUUAAAACAACUGAGGAACUUGAAACUGAUAAAAGAAGUCGUGAAGGUGUUAUUGAAGAACUAGAAAAUUAUGAACAUGAAGCCAGUAAAAAGAAAAAAGAGCAAGCCAAAUAUCUGAAAGAAGUUAUGCUACGUGAGAAGAAAAUAACUGAGAAAAGCAACAAACUUGACAAGACUCAACCUGAGCUUCUUAAGUUAAAGGAGGAAAUGACUCGUAUUAAUACAAAAAUUAAAAAAGGGAAGAAGGAGCUUAACAAAAAAAAGGAAGAACAAAGGAGGCAUGCCGGUGACAUAGCAGGGCUAGAGAGUGGUAUUCAGGAUCUUACAGCGAAGAUGGCAGACCUACAGGAGAAGAGUAGAAAUGUCGGUGAUCAGCUCAAGUUAGAUGGCAAUGACUUGGAAGAAUAUUUUAGAAUAAAAGAGGAAGCUGGGAUGAAAACUGCAAAGCUUAGAGAGGAAAAAGAACUUCUAGAUAGGCAGCAACAUGCUGAUAGUGAAGUUCAAAAUAAUUUGGAAGAAAAUCUUCAACAAUUAAAAAACCGGGAGUCUGAGCUGGAUUCACAGGAAAAACAGAUGCGAGAAAGGCUUGAAAAAAUUCGGGAUAAUUAUGCAAAAAAUAAGGAUACCGUUGAAAACUUGAAUAAAGAACUGCGUGAGAUGAAAGAAAAACAUAAUGAAGCCAAGAGAAAUUAUGAUAACUUGAAGAUGAAAAUUGGCGAAGUAGAGAAUAAUCUCCGUGAAUUGAAGGCUGAUAGAUAUGAAAAUGAGAGAGAUGCUAAAUUGUCUCAGGCUGUGGCGACUCUGAAACGCUUGUUUCAAGGAGUCCAUGGUCGCAUGACUGAACUUUGUAGGCCAACGCAGAAGAAGUAUAACCUAGCCGUUACUGUUGCUAUGGGUAAAUUAAUGGAUGCAGUUGUUGUCGAGGAUGAAAAGACUGGGAAGGAAUGCAUCAAGUAUUUAAAAGAGCAAAGGCUUCCUCCCCAGACAUUUAUUCCUCUACAAUCUAUUCGUGUGAAGCAAAUAAUGGAAAGGUUACGCUCAUUAGGGGGUACAUCAAAACUGGUUUUUGAUGUGAUUCAGUUUGAUCCCUCCUUGGAGAAGGCAAUUCUAUUUGCUGUUGGGAAUACUCUUGUUUGUGAAGACCUCGAGGAAGCCAAAAUUUUAAGCUGGAGUGGGGAGAGAUUUAAAGUUGUUACCGUGGAUGGAAUUUUGCUGACGAAGUCCGGCACAAUGACCGGUGGCACUAGUGGUGGAAUGGAAGCAAGAUCUAAACAGUGGGAUGACAAGAAAUUUGAAGCAUGUCUUAAGCAGAAAGAGCAGUAUGAAUCAGAGUUGGAACAGCUUGGAUCAAUAAGGGAUAUGCACCUUAAAGAGUCUGAAACAGCGGGGAAAAAGAGUGGACUUGAGAAGAAAAUUCAAUAUGCUGAGAUUGAAAAGGGAAGCAUUGAAGACAAACUUUCAAAUUUUAGUCUCGAAAAGGGGACCAUCAAAGAAGAAAUUAAACGUAUUAGUCCAGAACUGGAGAAGUUAAGAGAUGCUGUUGAAAAGAGGAAUAAACAAUUACGCACUCUUGAGAAGAGGAUAAAUGAAAUCACUGAUCGGAUAUACAAAGACUUCAGCAAGUCAGUUGGGGUAGCAAACAUUCGCGAGUAUGAAGAAAAUCGACUCAAGGAUGCUCAAACUGUAGCAGAAGAGAGGCUGAACCUGAGUAGCCAACUUUCAAAAUUAAAAUAUCAGUUGGAGUAUGAGCAAAAUCGGGACAUGAAUUCUCGAAUUCAAGAAUUGGAAUCUUCUGUAAGUGCUUUAGAGAAUGAUUUAGAACAUGUACAGAACAAAGAGGAUGAAGCAAUGUUAGCAGCAGAGAAAGCUACUGAGGAGAUGAAUCAAUUGAAGGAUGAAGCUAAAGAGUGGAAAUCAAAGUCAGAUGAUUGUGAAAAGGAAAUCCAUGAAUGGAAGAAGCAGGCUUCUACGUCCACAACAAAGUUAUCCAAACUUAAUCGUGGGAUAAACUCAAAGGAGACACAGAUUGAGCAAUUGAUGGGGCAAAAGCAGGAAAUAUUAGAGAAGUGUGAACUAGAGCAGAUUAGCCUUCCAAUCAUAUCAGAUCCCAUGGAUACUGAUAGCUCAACACCGGGUCCAGUUUUUGACUUCGAUAAGCUUAGUAGGACACUAAAAGAUAAACACUCUGACAGGGAUAAAAUAGAGGUAGAAUUUAAGACAAAAAUGGAUGCAUUGAUAUCUGAGAUAGAAAGAACAGCACCAAAUUUGAAGGCAUUGGACCAGUAUGAGGCUCUGCUUGAAAAAGAAAGAGCUGUAACUGAAGAGUUUGAUGCUGUCAGGAAAGAAGAACAAGAAAAAGCAAAAAGAUUCAAUGAUGUAAAGCAGAAGAGAUAUGAUUUGUUCAUGGAUGCUUUCAACCAUAUAGCUGGUAAUAUCGAUAAAAUUUACAAACAACUUACAAAGAGCAACACUCAUCCUCUCGGUGGAACCGCAUACUUAAAUUUGGAAAAUGAAGAUGAUCCAUUUCUACAUGGCAUGAAGUACACUGCUAUGCCACCAACAAAGCGGUUCCGCGACAUGGAACAACUAUCUGGUGGUGAAAAGACUGUUGCUGCGCUUGCGUUGCUAUUCUCCAUCCAUAGUUAUAGGCCUUCACCAUUUUUCAUACUGGAUGAAGUUGAUGCUGCAUUGGACAACUUGAAUGUUGCGAAGGUUGCUGGCUUUAUUCGAUCAAAAUCUUGUGAAGGAGCUAGGGUUAAUCAGGACACUGAUGGCGGAUGUGGUUUUCAGAGUAUUGUAAUAUCUCUGAAAGACAGCUUCUACGACAAAGCUGAAUCGUUAAUUGGGGUUCACAGGGACUCGGAUAGAGGCUGUUCGGGUACUCUCACAUUUGAUUUGACUAAAUACCGGGAGUCCUAAAAUUCAUCCAUUGGAUAUAUAUUAUAAGUUGAUUUCGAUGUACAGAGCUCGCAUUGCUUUUUAUUUCUUGUUUAAUUAAUGAUUCCUGAACUUAUAUACUCUAUCUUGUUUAUCACUACCUCUUGUCAAAGUUGGUGUUUAAAUUACCACUUGCCUCCUUUUUUAAACUUAUUAUUGUAAAUAGGAGUGCCUCACAGUAGAUUAGAUGCAUUAUCUUUGACUUAGAAAUGCCAUGUAGCUCUGAAUAUUCGUUAGUAAACAAACUAGGUAUAUUAAUGCUAUCUAUACAUUCAUAAUAUUCGUUAGUAAACAAAUAGAAGUGCAUUAUCUUUUUUCUA
Messenger RNA from Trifolium pratense (red clover), 4191 nucleotides. RefSeq names its product structural maintenance of chromosomes protein 1. The coding region runs from base 203 to 3853 and encodes 1216 amino acids. The transcript has 18 exons. Gene Ontology annotation, molecular function: DNA binding; ATP binding; protein binding. NCBI's taxonomy places the organism in Eukaryota, Viridiplantae, Streptophyta, Magnoliopsida, Fabales, Fabaceae. Gene Ontology annotation, cellular component: nucleus; chromosome; cohesin complex. Gene Ontology annotation, biological process: sister chromatid cohesion. The record is from RefSeq and is a predicted model, not a curated record.